AUGAAAGCCUUCACAGAUCUCUUAAGAUGGACCUUGGACUUCGGACUUGUAGAAUCAAUUUUGAGUAUCACUGGUUUACUUAGAUUAUUUAUCAUAAUACAUUUGGGAAUACCAACGAUUAAACAGUGGGAAAGUAUGGAUGCAGACUAUUCUAUUCAUCGCCAUGAAUUUUCCUGGAUUAUGCCCUCCUAUAAUCAGCCAGAUCUAUGGUUAGCCGAAUUCAUACGUUACGAUCCUAAACGGCGAAUAUCAGCGAAAGAUGCCUUAGUCCACGAAUAUUUCAAUGAUCUCAAUAAAUCGUCGCUACCGACUAGACGAUGGGAUGGAUCUAAAGCCAUAUUCGAUACCUGA
Molecule: messenger RNA, 351 nt
Organism: Dracunculus medinensis (Guinea worm)
Lineage: Eukaryota; Metazoa; Nematoda; Chromadorea; Rhabditida; Dracunculidae
Source: the annotation of a GenBank genome assembly